UGGGGAAACAUGACGGUCUCCGGAGUAGCUCUGCCUUGCCUGCGGGUUGGCGUCAUAAUAUAUUUUCCGUACAUGGGGUGGCAGCAAGAGAGUGAUUCUCCCAAGCUGUCCGGCGUCAUGUUAGAUGUGAACAAUAUCAUCGCCACCAAGCUCAAUAGAUGCAUUGAUUACGUGUUUCCAGAGAACCCAACCGGAGGUGUUCAGCUCCCAAAUGGAUCGUGGAUGGGAUCAGUGGGGCUGCUAACACGAGGAGAAGUUGACUUUGUUGGUGUGCCAUCAACGGUGAACGACCAGCGUCUGAAAGUUAUUGACUACACCAUGUAUGUCGACAUGGACAAACAGGUCAUGAUGCAUAAGAAGCCGCUAUUAGAAGCAAACAUCUCAGGGUUUGUGAACCCUUUUACACUUAACGUGUGGACGCUAAUCGCUUUGGGUCUUGUGUUGGUGUCUCUCGGCACGUGGCUUCUCCAAAAGGCACAAAACGAAAUUUUGCGGGAGAGCUACGCGGUGAAGGAAAGCCACUCCUCCAGCGUGUGGUGGACCGCCUGCCUCUGGACGGUGUGUGCUGCUUUGUCUCAGUCCAGUUUCUGGUCACCCAGAGGAGGUGCCCUCCGCCUGCUAACUGGCACGUGGCUGCUGAUGGCGUUCAUCUUGUCAAUCGUGUACAGAUCCAACCUUAAGGCCAUGAUCAUUAUCCCCAAGAUUCACUUCCCUUUUAACAGCUUGGAGGAAAUGCUUCACACGGAUAUCAAGUGUUUUGUGCCACUCGGAAGCAUCAUUCAUCUCUUAAUGCAGAAAGCUGCGCGGGGGUCUCAGCUGGACCGCCUCUGGAAACCUGCCGUGGUCCACCUCAACGUGACAAAAGCUAUCCACGACACUUUUGCUGGCAAGCACGCAACGAUCACAAGCAACCACAACAUUAAUUAUCUGCUGCAUAACGCUUUUGCCAGGUCAAAAACCUGCGAGGCAUACGUAGCAGAAGAGGCGUUUAUAACAGGGUUCAGCGCCAGCCUUGGACUGCCAAAGGGUUCCCCACUAAAGCAUCAACUAAACAGAAUCUUAGAGUCCUUGCACGAGUCCGGCGUGCUGAACCACCUGUACCACAGCGCCGUGCCCUACGCGUCACUGUGUCUCCAUGCAGGCUCCUUCGGGCGUCCAAACAACAACCUGCGGCCCCUCGAGCUUGGCGAUUUCUAUGGUGUUCUCUCCGUUUAUGCAGGGGGUAUGGUCAUUGCUGCGAUCCUGUUGCUAGUGGAAAUGCGGAGUCCUCCUCGUCCGGCCCACUAAAUCAGCUCACCGGACAAGACAACAAUUGACAAUUCUUCUCACUGGAAAUGGCUGAUCGAUCCAUGCACUUUGUACUCAAA
Eriocheir sinensis (Chinese mitten crab) is the source of this 1367-nucleotide messenger RNA. RefSeq names its product glutamate receptor ionotropic, kainate glr-3-like. Gene Ontology annotation, biological process: monoatomic ion transport. Gene Ontology annotation, molecular function: signaling receptor activity; ligand-gated monoatomic ion channel activity. The transcript has 11 exons. The record is from RefSeq and is a predicted model, not a curated record. Bases 10 to 1287 code for a protein of 425 amino acids. NCBI's taxonomy places the organism in Eukaryota, Metazoa, Arthropoda, Malacostraca, Decapoda, Varunidae. Gene Ontology annotation, cellular component: membrane.